AUGGCUGAACAGAAAGAAUUUAAUGAUGUAAAAAGUAAUAAAAAUUCAAUUGAGGAUGAAAAGUUUGAGUAUAAGUCACCAAGAUUGUUUCGCAAUAGUUUUGUACAUAAAACGUUGAAUUUGUUCUAUCCUGGAUAUGGAGGAAGGGGAAUUGCUAAUAGGAAUCUAAAAGAGAAAGCCAUCCAAAGAUUCAACAUAAAUCCAACAUUCACCAGCAUUGCCCUAAACGAAAAUGACAUUAAAGUCAGCUAUCCAACUGUCGAUGUCUGCCCUGUAUAUGCCAUUGAUGCAGCAAAGAUUUCUGAUAUCAUAAAAAAUCUUAAUACUACAGCAUCAGAUAAGGAAAAUGACAUAAUUAAGCUAAUUCCAAAUUUUAUGGCACAAACAUCCGAUAAAAUUCAAUAUUUUGACACAAAAAUGUUGAAGAUAAUUGGAGAAAAUUUAAAAUCAGAUGAUCUUCGCAUAAUGACUUUUAAAUUGGCCAUUGGAUGUGGAGAUCUGAUUAAGAAUUGUGAAUUUAAGGGACAUCCAAUUGACUGUUGUGUGAAUUUCUUGCCAAGAAUGUCGGAACAUGGAUUUUGUUAUUCAUUUAAUAGCAGAAGCUAUGGUGGAGAGCUUAAUGACUUCAAAAAUCCUCAAAUGAUGCAAAUGAUUGAAUUUGAAGAUCACACCUUAAAAUUCGAACUCUUAACGCAGUCAAAACUUUUCAUGCAUUCCCGCGAUGAGAUUCUAAGCAACCACCAUAAAGAAAUUGAGACAUUAAAGCCUAAUGUUCGUACAAACAUUUUAUUCUCAAUUAGACAAACCCACACGAGUGAUGAUCUGCGUCAAUUUCAUGCCAAUUUUCGUAAAUGUUUCUUUAAAAACGAAAGGAAAUCCAAAUUUUAUGCAAAUGAGGACUACACAUAUUCAGGAUGCAGGAGAGAUUUAGUCAUUGAGAAGUAUCAGAAAGCAUGUGGGUGUAUCAUUCCAUAUUUUCGACCUAAUGAUUUAGCAAUCCAAACAUACUGCGGACUUGAUGAUUUAAAAUGCAUGUGUGAAACUUUUGAUACUUUAAGCAGGAACGAUAAGUUCUCAAAAUGCUACUUGCCAUGUGACAACACUGUCUACUCAACCGAAAAGAUUUUUAUUGAAAGAGAUCAAAAUAAGUCAACUCAUGUCACCUUAGACCUUCAUCAAUGGCCAAUAAUCUCAUUUCAUCAUACGAAUGCAACUGCGGUAGGUAAAAACAUUAAAAAUUCUUCAAAUGAUCUUUUAGUCUUAAUGAUAAUAUUCACGACUGUUUAG
Molecule: messenger RNA, 1287 nt
Organism: Chironomus riparius
Lineage: Eukaryota; Metazoa; Arthropoda; Insecta; Diptera; Chironomidae
Source: the annotation of a GenBank genome assembly